Messenger RNA from Trypanosoma conorhini, 2574 nucleotides. RefSeq names its product putative kinesin. The transcript has a single exon. Gene Ontology annotation, biological process: microtubule-based movement. The coding region runs from base 1 to 2574 and encodes 857 amino acids. Lineage: Eukaryota; Euglenozoa; Kinetoplastea; Trypanosomatida; Trypanosomatidae. Gene Ontology annotation, molecular function: microtubule motor activity; microtubule binding; ATP binding. The record is from RefSeq and is a predicted model, not a curated record.
AUGAGCGGCGCCAGUAAAGCCAGGGGAAGUUCUAUCGAUGUGCUCAUUCGUGUGCGCCCAAUGCGAACGGAGUUGCAGGAAGUAAAGACCGCCUGGGAUAUUAGCGCCUCCACACUGCGUGAGAAGGGCAAUCCGGAUAAUCUCUUUACCUUUGAUCACGUCUACGGCACCGACGCCGCAACGCGGUCGCUGUAUGAGCGUAGUGUGCGCAACAGCAUCGUCACGAAUGUUGUCAAGGGAUACAAUGGAACGGUGCUUGCAUACGGCCAAACAGGCAGCGGCAAGUCCUAUACCAUGCUGGGUGGCAGUCUUGUCGGUGACUACAACGCCCCGGAGGGCAUCGUCACACUUGCCGUGCGUGACCUUUUUUCAGAUAUUGAGCAGGAGGAGCAGCGAAAUCCAUCCAUGCAGGUGGCGGUGCACGUGACCGUGAUUGAGAUUUACAAUGAGCAGCUGCGGGACCUUCUGCUUGCGCCGGGAGCGGCAACGGCGCCCUUGUCCAUACGCGAGAAUGAGCAUGGCGUCUACGUGCACAACGCCAUAAAGCGCCAGGUUGCGUGUGCACGGGAAUGCACGCAGGUGAUCCACGCCCAUGUGGCGGGUCGCGUAUCCGCCUCCACUGCUAUGAAUGAAAUCUCGAGCCGCUCACACUGUGUGAUUCGUAUACUUGUGGAGAGGAGCUUUCCGCUUGCGGACUCCAGCGACGCCUCCUCCAUGAGCAGCGAGGAGGACGGGGAGGGGGGCGACUGCGUGCGACGAAAGAUUGUCGCCACGCUUAACCUGGUCGACCUGGCGGGGUCCGAGCGGGUCGCCAAAACCGGCUCCACGGGGGUGCGGAAGGUGGAGGGUGGCCACAUCAACAAGUCCCUCACAAUCCUCACGACUGUCAUAAGUCGUCUGACGGAAAAGAGCAGUGGCCAGGGCGGCGGGGCGGCAGCGACGUUUGUCCCUUACCGGGAUUCGCGACUCACACACCUGCUGAAAACGGCUAUUGGCGGGAACUCCCUGACGGCUGUCUUCUGCUGCAUCACCCCAGCGGUGCAGCAUGUGGAUGAGUCGCGCAGCACGUUGCAGUUCGCAGCGCGCGCCAAGGCAAUCAAGAACAAGGUCUCCGUGAAUGAGGUGGCAGACGCCAAAACGAGGCUGCGCAUGAUGGAGGCGGAGUUGCGACGCUACAAGCGCAUGAUGCUGGCGACAACACUUUACUUGUGGAGCAAAAACGUGCGCAUCAAACGCCUUCAAGGAAAGUUGGACGAACUCCUUCGUCUUGGGGCAGCUCCUCCUCCUCCUCCUGCGGCGGCGGCGGCGGUUCCUCACGCGACACGGACGACGCCAACUGAGCAGCAGCGCAUCAUCAUUGAGCAACUCACGCGGCAAAACGGACAGCUUCAGCAGGAACUUGCCGAGGCACUCGGACGACUCUCGGACCAAAGGAACAGUGCCCAAUCAGAUGCACAUACCACCGCCGCCGCCAUGGGCCUUGCCGACGAUAGCGAGAAGCAGCAACUUCGCGCGGAAGUGCGUGACUUGGAGCAGAUGCUGAAGGAGACGCUUGAUGAGAAGAACGCCAUCCAGGCGUCUAUGGAUGAGUUGGAUAACUUCUGCAAAGAACUCGAGGAGGAGAACGCGGCGCAGGUGGCUGUUAACAAAAAACUGAAGACGACAUGCAAGGAGCUGAAUACCCUCAUUGACGCCAGGGAGGGCGCAGAGCGCGCCGGCAAGGAGGAGGUGACGCUACUAAAGGAGCAACUUGCCAAGACGCAGUCCAAGUUGUUGGAGAAAGGCCGCGGUGAUGAGUACCUGCAGCAGCUGACAAAGCUUCACAUUGAACAUCAAGAGCUGCAGUAUGUCCACCAGCAAAUGCAGGAAAUACACAGUCGCGAAAUGGGCGAGGCAGGCGUCAAAAUGGAGGAACUGCGUGAGAAGAUUGAUGGACUCGAGGAUGAGGCGGCGGAGUUGCGGGAGGCGAGCAAACUACAGAACUCCUACCUCUGGCGGCUGCUUAGCGUGGCCUCUGUCGUGUCACGCGGCAAGGCGGUGGAUGCGGAUGAGACGACUGCCACCGUUCGCGGCGCACAGGUGGACGCCGCAGUUAAAACGCUUACAACAUUUCUGCAGACCUCGCUGGAGAAGCCCCCUGCGGUUCCUGAGUCCCCCGAGGGCGGCCACGCUGGGCCGCGGCAUUGGAAGCCACAGGACGAGCACCAGCAGGAAAAUUUUGGGAAAUAUGGGGCCAAAAAAGGCAAGGGCGAGGCUGACACGGUUCUUUUGAAGCGUAUUGAGGAACUGCAGCAGCAACUGGUGGCAAAGGAUGCUCAGCGAGACGUCAUUGUGGACAGUAAACUGAAGCGCAUGCAAAGUCUUGCGUUGCGUCUUCACACAACGAACGCGGCGCUUAUUGAAGAGUUGCGGCAGUCCUACGCAGUGUGCGAGGAGUUGUUCCGCCUUGUAGACAAACACCCGAAACUUGCACAAAAGGUGGCGAAGUCGGGCCUUGCGCCCAUGUCCUUCAAGGCAGCCGUCGAUCGAGCCUUGCAGGCACAAGUCCCAGCAAGGCCGUAUGGGCACAACUGA